AGAGGAGGGGACCACUGCCUCUAAAAUGAGUCUUUCUGGGGAGAGAGAGGAGGGGACCACUGCCUCUAAAAUGAGUCUUUCUGGGCGGAGAGAGGAGGGGACCACUGCCUCUAAAAUGAGUCUUUCUGGGAAGAGAGAGGAGACCACUGCCUCGAAAAUGAGCCUCUCUGGGGAGAGAGAGGAGGAGACCACUGCCUCCAAAAUGACUCAAGACACCAGUUCUAAGAGUGUUCAGAAGCCCAGAGCAGAGUCCCCUACAACCAGCCUGCUAUCAAUGAAGAGUGAUCAGCCACCUGCUUUCAGCCAGGAACCAUUACCAGAUGACAAUAAGGAAGUGGAGAGUUUGGACAGUGAGGAUGCAUUAAAGAUCACACACAACCUUCUGGACAGAAGAAGUCAAACUCUGCUGACAGUCCAACAAGACAUUAAGGCUAAACUGAAACACAAGUAUCAACACAUAUCUGAAGGAAUUGGACACCAUGGAAACCAAAGUCUGUUCAAGGACAUCUACACAGAGCUCUACAUCACAGAGGGUGGAAGUGGAGGGCUCAAUAAUGAACAUGAGGUUAGACAGAUAGAGAUGGCAUCCAAGAAACAAACCACACAAGAGACACCAAUCAAAUGCAACGACAUCUUCAAGCCUUUACCUGGACAAGACAAACCUAUCAGAACUGUGCUGACAAAAGGAAUCGCUGGCAUUGGAAAAACAGUCUCUGUGCAGAAGGUCCUCCUUGACUGGGCAGAGGGAAAAGCAAAUCAGGACAUUCAUUUCAUGUUUCCUCUUCCUUUCCGUGAUCUGAACCUGAAAAAGGACCAAUACAGUCUGAUGCAACUUCUUUCCCACUACUUCCCAGAGCUGAAAGAGAUUGACAGCAUUGAAGAUGGUGAAACCAAAACUGUUUUCAUUUUUGAUGGUCUGGAUGAGUGUCGACUUCCUCUAGACUUCAAAAACAAUGAGAAGUGCUGUGAUGUCACGAAGCCAACCUCAGUGGACGUGCUCCUGACAAACCUCAUUGAGGGGAAUCUGCUUCCCUCUGCUCUCGUCUGGAUAACCUCACGGCCUGCAGCAGCCAAUCAGAUCCCUCCUGAGUGUGUUGACCAGGUGACAGAGGUACGAGGGUUCAAUGAUCCACAGAAGGAUGAGUACUUCAGGAAGAAAAUCACAGAUCAGAAUCUGGCCAAUGAAAUCAUCAAACACAUGAAGACAUCAAGGAGCCUCCACAUCAUGUGCCACAUGCCAGUCUUCUGUUGGAUAUCAGCCACUGUCCUUGAGAUGAUACUGAAAGAGGCAGAGAAGGAUGAAGUCCCUAAAACUCUGACCCAGAUGUACUCACACUUCAUGUUCAUCCAAACCAUUGUGAAGAACAAGAAGUACAACAAAGCCACAGAGACAAACCCAAAGGAACUGUCUCAGUCAGACAAAGAGAUGAUCCUGAAACUGGCAAAGCUGGCUUUCCAACAGCUGCAGAAGGGCAACCUGAUCUUCUAUGAGGAGGACCUGAGAGAGUGUGGCCUUGACGUCACAGAGGCAUCAGAGUACUCAGCAUUGUGUACAGAGAUCUUUAAAGAAGAAUCUGGGCUGUACCAAGAGAAGGUCUACAGCUUUGUGCAUCUGAGCAUUCAGGAGUUUCUAGCAGCAGUGAAUGCUUUAGAAUCAUGUCUGGACAAGAAGGAAAAUGUUUUCUCCCCCACUAGUGAUGAUGAAGAGAAGGAGUCAAUCCAGUUGUCUGACUUACACAGGAGAGCAGUGGAGCAGGCCUUGAAGAGUGAGAAUGGACACCUGGACCUGUUCCUCCGCUUCCUUCUGGGUCUCUCACUGGAGUCCAAUCAGAAUCUGUUACGAGGCCUUCUGACACAGACAGAAAGUACCACACAGACCAAUGAGGAAACAGUUGAGAGAACAGUUGAGUACCUUUCAGACAAGAUCGAAAGGGAAUCCUCACCAGAAAGGAUCAUCAACUUGUUCCACUGUCUGAAUGAACUUGGUGCAAACUCUCUAGUUGAAGACAUGCAGACCUCCCCUGCGAUCAGGAACUCUUUCAGAAACAAGACUAAAACCUGA
This is a messenger RNA of Salmo salar (Atlantic salmon), 2062 nucleotides long. Lineage: Eukaryota; Metazoa; Chordata; Actinopteri; Salmoniformes; Salmonidae. The record is from RefSeq and is a predicted model, not a curated record.